AUGGACAGCAAAACGGGAGCUACCCAUAUCGAGGCCACUCACGCCCGCGAGGCUCACAUCGUCCCCAUCGAUCAGGAAGCCAACGAUGAUAUCCAUCAUGUCAAUCUCUCCUGGCGGUCAUGGAUGGUUGUCUUCUGUUGUUGUUUUGCCGUCAUGUCGCAAGUCUUUGUGGUAGUAGCUGCGGGAUCAGUCCUGUCUUUCAUCAUCCGUGAGCUUGGGCAACCUGCUAUUGCGAGUUGGAUUAUUCAGGGUCCUCUGCUCAUGCAAUCGGUCCUCUCUCCUCCUGUCGGUCGCUUGUCAGAUGUCCUAGAUCGCAAACUGUUCGCUUCCAUACCUCCACUAAUCGCUUGUGUCGGUGCUAUCAUUUGUGCGAAAGCGACAAGUAUGUCCAUGUUGAUUGGCGGUGGCAUUCUCAUCGGAACGACGCUUGCGACCAUCUCCAUCGUUCAGUCAAUACCUUCGGAGAUUCUACCAUUGAAGUACCGACCUCUGGCAAAUGGAUUGGCAGGAGUCGCGGGAGUUCUGGGCGGCACUGUUGGAAGUCUAGCAGCCGGCGCUGUUACCAAUCUCAGCGCUUCUGGCUGGCGCUACAUCUUCUGGAUUCAAGUCGGACUACAUGGCAUCACAUCCAUCGGUCUAUUCGCGUUCUACUGGCCUAAGAAACGCACCGACUAUCCUAGAAUGAGCUUCAAAGAAUGGAUGUGGGCUUGCGAUCCUAUCGGCUCUCUUCUGCUCGUUGCUGCUGCUACGCUGAUGCUUUUGGCGCUCAACUGGGCAGGUGGAGCGUAUCCGUGGAGCAAUCCGCACGUUUGUGCCAAUCUCGUUGUUGGUAUCGUUCUGUUCAUUGCAUUCUGUCUCUAUGAGUGGAAGGGUCGAUCUGACGGUAUCGUCGCGCACGUUUUCUUCUCUACUGGGCCAAACUUCUGGCUAUCGACGUUUGCUUUCGCGAUCGAAGGUUGGAUCUACUACUCUGCCAUUAAUGCCGUUACACCACAGCUCAUUCUCAACGUGGGAUUCGAGGAUAAUUCGUGGGAUAUUGCUAUCCGCCAGUUGUCCUACAAGAUUGCGUCAAUCAUCACUUCGUUGGGUGUGACGUGGUAUGCGACCAGGUUCAAAGAUCUGAAAACGCCUCUGGCUGUCACAUUCGCCAUCAUGUUCAUCGCAUCCAUAUGUUUCGCCUUCAUCAGACCUAGCUGGGGUACCGAACAAAUCAUCUUCACAGCCCUGACAGGCAUCGGCUGCUCUGGUCCACUCACACUCCUCGUCGCUUGCAUCCAAUUCACAGCACCUCACGCCUUCCUGUCAACAGCUACUGGUCUUGCCUUCUCCGCACGAGCCAUCGGUGGCGCCUUCGGUACCGCCGUCAUCUACGCCAUUGUCAACUCUCGCAUUGCUUCGCAUCUCGCUGGGGAUGUUGGAUCUGCCGCCAUCGCAGCUGGUUUACCCGAGUCAUCAGUGCCUGCACUCUUGAAAGGUAUGAAGGGCAGCUCAGUGACCAAGUUCAGAGGCGCAGGUGUGCCUGGAAUGAAUGAAACUAUUAUCAAGGCUGCCUGGGAUGCAAGCCAUUGGUCGUAUGCGCAUGCUUAUAGACUGGGUUAUUGGAGCGUGGUGCCGUUCGUAGCGCUUGCGACGAUUGCGGUGAUUUCAAUGAAGGGAAUCAAGCAUUUGAUGACUGAGCAUGUGGAGGCGACUGUUGAACACGAGAGCGAAGAUGAGGGGAAAGGUCUUGGUAAGGCUUAG
Molecule: messenger RNA, 1740 nt
Organism: Alternaria burnsii
Lineage: Eukaryota; Fungi; Ascomycota; Dothideomycetes; Pleosporales; Pleosporaceae
Product: mfs general substrate transporter
Exons: 6
Coding region: 1-1740 (579 amino acids)
Biological process (GO): transmembrane transport
Molecular function (GO): transmembrane transporter activity
Source: RefSeq, a predicted model, not a curated record